Molecule: messenger RNA, 2157 nt
Organism: Perca flavescens (yellow perch)
Lineage: Eukaryota; Metazoa; Chordata; Actinopteri; Perciformes; Percidae
Gene: flcn
Product: folliculin
Exons: 12
Coding region: 424-2115 (563 amino acids)
Biological process (GO): positive regulation of transforming growth factor beta receptor signaling pathway; positive regulation of TORC1 signaling; negative regulation of transcription by RNA polymerase II
Cellular component (GO): cytosol
Molecular function (GO): GTPase activator activity
Source: RefSeq, a predicted model, not a curated record
CCUCUGUGGAAACAUUAUGUAAAGCCUGAAAUUCUCAAAUACAUCUGUUGUUUGCUGACUUUCGUAUCGCUUUAAAAAUACUCGAGACAUUUUCGCUUCAACAGUUAAAAUUGCAAUAACGUUCGCGCAGCUAAAACUGGCAUUCGUCAUUUGUGCUCGAGCGCGUGACUCUGCAUCAUGUGACAGGAUCUGUUGUUGCCUUGCCGCACAGAAGAAAAACAGAAGAAGAAAAGUGUAGAAACCCUACAUAUGAGACACUGAGAAUCAUGGAGUUUUGCAAAACGGACUAAAUCAAGAAUUGAGUUAGUUAAUAUCACUAUUUUAAUAUGCUUUUGGGUUUUAUGGACGUUGCGACCAAUGAAUGUCUCUUUGUGAAGUAGCAUUGAGCACCAGUCAUUUCUUGAAAUUGGCUCUGUGCUAAAGAUGAAUGCUCUGGUCGCUCUCUGUCACUUCUGUGAGCUCCAUGGCCCUCGAACGUUGUUUUGUACCGAGGCACUGCACCCUCCAUCCCCAUCCCCUUCAUCCCAUACAGGUGCCCCAGUGCCGGGGGACAGGGACCGAGAUGGUGACCGGGAAGGUGAAGGGCUGACAAUGAGGGCCAACAGCUCGGCCACACAGAGGGGAGAAAUGUGUGAGGGAUGUCGAUCUCUUCCUGCAUCUCACCCAGGCUUUGUGAGCAUUGACGAUGAAACAGGCAUUCGCUUCCUGAGCCACCAGCAUCCCAGACAGCCACAGCUAUUCAGCGUGGUCCGUCAGGCCUGCGUACGCAGCCUCAGCUGUGAGGUAAACAGCGAUGUGUGUCCCGGCCGCGAAGGACCAAUUUUCUUUGGAGAUGAGCAACACGGUUUUGUGUUCUCGCACACCUUCUUUAUCAAAGACAGCCUGGCUAGGGGCUUCCAGCGCUGGUACAGUAUUGUCAUGGUAGCAAUGGACAGGAUCUACCUCAUCAACUCCUGGCCUUUCCUGUUACGCCACCUUAGACUCACUAUACAGAGCCUGCAAAGCACAGCCCUCAAGGUGUUUGACAACGAACAAGGAGUUUGUCCCCAGCGAGCUGUGAGGAUGAAUAGUGUAUUCUCUCCUGCAGUUUUCCCACACCAAAGGAGUGGCAACGCAGCCCGAUCACUAACUUCUCUUACCCAGCAUCCCAACCUCUGGGCCAGCCUGCACUCCUCGUUCAGCUGGCUGCUGAAGGCAUGUGGUUGUCGCCUGACAGAGAAGCUGCUGGAGGGAGCGCCUACUGAGGACACACUGGUGCUUUUAGAGAGACAGACAGAACAAGAGGAGGAAAUGAGCUGCUGGGAGGGAGCAGAAGGAGGCAGUUCUAUGUCACAGCGGCACCAAUCAGAGAGUGAGCUGGGCCUCAACUUCCUGUGUGAUGAUGCAAAAUUAAAUGAAUUACCUGGCCCAAAAUGUAGGUCCCUGAGGCAUUUGAGACAGGUCCUUGGGGCUGCUGAGUUUCGUCAGCUAGUGUGGCACGUGCUCAUGGGAAAUCAGGUCAUAUGGAGAGGCGCUGACCCCGGGCUCAUCCAGUCAGCUUUCACGGUGCUCAAGUCUUUGCUCCCAGUAGGCUGUGUGCGUUCUGUGCCAUACAGUGGUCAGUAUGAGGAGGCCUACAAAUGCAACUUUCUGGGUCUCAGCCCAGAUGUGCCUAUUCCAACACACGUCAGCUCCUCAGAGUUUUCAGUGCUGGUGGAUGUCAGUUUAGAGAGAAGCUGUCAGAUCUCAGCAGCGUGUGAAGAUGAUAUCUCCUCCCAUUAUCAGUUCACUAUCAGCAGUGCCAACACACAGCCCACAGACAGGGGUCCCACAUUAUUGAACAAGCUUGAGGUGGCUCUGUCUAAUGAGAACUUGUCUGUGGACGUUGUGUCUCACUGCCUGCUGUGUUUGAAGGAAGAGUGGAUGAAUAAAGUCAAAGUGCUGUUCAAGUUCUCUAAAGUGGACGGGCGAGGGAGGGAGGACACCCAGAAGGUUCUGGCCCUUCUUGGCGCCACAGGGCCGGGCGAGGAAGACAACGUCAGGCUGCUCAAGUUCUGGAUGACUGGACUUAGCAAAACCUACAAGAGUCAUUUAAUGACGGCCGUCCGGGGAGGGGAGAGGAGCCCCAGCCAGUGAAAGAGAAGGAGGAGGAGGUAGAGGGUAGAGGGGUUAAUAUAA